This is a messenger RNA of Vicugna pacos (alpaca), 4306 nucleotides long. The record is from RefSeq and is a predicted model, not a curated record. NCBI's taxonomy places the organism in Eukaryota, Metazoa, Chordata, Mammalia, Artiodactyla, Camelidae.
CUGCCUGGAUCCGGCAGAGCUCCCAACCGAGGAAGGGAAGUCCCUGUGGGAGCUGGUGCUGGAGCAGUUUGAGGACCUCCUGGUGCGCAUCCUGCUGCUGGCCGCCCUGGUCUCCUUUGUCCUGGCCUGGUUCGAGGAGGGCGAGGAGACCACAACAGCCUUCGUGGAGCCGCUGGUCAUCAUGAUGAUCCUCGUGGCCAAUGCGAUCGUGGGCGUGUGGCAGGAACGCAAUGCCGAGAGUGCCAUCGAGGCCCUGAAGGAGUACGAGCCUGAGAUGGGCAAGGUCAUCCGCUCAGACCGCAAGGGCGUGCAGAGGAUCCGCGCCCGGGACAUCGUCCCUGGGGACAUCGUGGAAGUGGCAGUGGGAGACAAAGUGCCUGCCGACCUCCGCCUCAUCGAGAUCAAGUCCACCACGCUGAGAGUGGACCAGUCCAUCCUGACGGGAGAAUCUGUGUCCGUGACCAAGCACACCGACGCCAUUCCAGACCCUAGAGCUGUGAACCAGGACAAGAAGAACAUGCUGUUUUCCGGUACUAACAUCGCAUCGGGCAAGGCAGUGGGUGUGGCAGUGGCCACAGGCCUGCACACGGAGCUGGGUAAGAUCCGCAGCCAGAUGGCGGCCGUGGAACCAGAGCGGACACCGCUGCAGCGGAAGCUGGACGAGUUUGGGCAGCAGCUGUCCCGCGCCAUCUCUGUGAUCUGCAUGGCCGUGUGGGUCAUUAACAUCGGUCACUUUGCCGAUCCGGCCCACGGCGGCUCCUGGCUCCGUGGAGCUGUCUACUACUUCAAGAUUGCCGUGGCCCUGGCAGUGGCCGCCAUCCCUGAGGGUCUCCCAGCUGUCAUCACUACAUGCCUGGCCCUGGGCACAAGGCGCAUGGCCCGCAAGAAUGCCAUCGUGCGGAGUCUGCCCUCCGUGGAGACCCUGGGUUGCACCUCGGUCAUCUGCUCUGACAAGACGGGCACACUCACCACCAAUCAGAUGUCGGUCUGCCGGAUGUUCGUGGUAGCUGCGGCCGAAGCAGGCAUCUGCCGUUUGCACGAGUUCACCAUCUCUGGUACCACUUAUGCCCCAGAAGGCGAAGUACGGCAGGGGGAGCAGCCUGUGAUAUGCGGACAGUUUGACGGGCUGGUGGAGCUGGCUACCAUCUGCGCCCUGUGCAACGACUCAGCGCUGGACUACAAUGAGGCCAAGGGUGUGUAUGAGAAGGUGGGAGAGGCCACGGAGACAGCCCUGACUUGCCUGGUGGAGAAGAUGAAUGUGUUUGACACCGACCUGCAGGCCCUGUCCCGGGUGGAACGAGCUAGCGCCUGCAACGCGGUUAUCAAGCAGCUCAUGCAGAAGGAAUUCACCCUGGAGUUCUCCCGAGACCGGAAGUCCAUGUCAGUGUACUGCACGCCCACCCGCCCUGGCCUGGUGGCCCAGGGCAGCAAGAUGUUUGUUAAGGGGGCUCCCGAGAGCGUGAUCGAGCGCUGCACCUCAGUCCGCGUGGGGAGCCGCACAGUGCCCCUGAACACCACCUCCAGGGAGCAGAUCCUGGCCAAGAUCCGGGACUGGGGCUCGGGCUCGGACACACUGCGCUGCCUGGCACUGGCCACCCGGGACACGCCCCCUAGGAAGGAGGACAUGCAGCUGGACGACUGCAGCAAGUUUGCGCAGUACGAGACGGACCUGACUUUCGUGGGCUGCGUGGGCAUGCUGGACCCUCCAAGGCCCGAGGUGGCUGCCUGCAUCACACGCUGCCACCAGGCGGGCAUCCGUGUGGUCAUGAUCACAGGGGACAACAAAGGCACAGCUGUGGCCAUCUGCCGCCGGCUUGGUAUCUUCGAGGACACAGAGGACGUGGUGGGCAAGGCCUACACGGGCCGUGAGUUCGAUGACCUCAGCUACGAGCAUCAGCGCCAAGCCUGCCGCACAGCCCGCUGCUUCGCCCGUGUGGAGCCCGCCCACAAGUCCCGCAUCGUGGAAAACUUGCAGUCCUUUAACGAGAUCACCGCCAUGACUGGAGAUGGGGUGAAUGAUGCCCCAGCCCUGAAGAAGGCGGAGAUCGGCAUCGCCAUGGGCUCUGGCACAGCCGUGGCCAAGUCGGCGGCGGAGAUGGUACUGUCGGACGACAACUUUGCCUCCAUCGUGGCUGCGGUGGAGGAGGGCCGGGCCAUCUACAGCAACAUGAAGCAGUUCAUCCGCUACCUCAUCUCCUCCAAUGUUGGCGAGGUUGUCUGCAUCUUCCUCACGGCAAUUCUGGGCCUGCCCGAAGCCCUGAUCCCUGUGCAGCUGCUCUGGGUGAACCUGGUGACAGAUGGCCUACCUGCCACGGCCCUGGGCUUCAACCCUCCAGACCUGGACAUUAUGCAGAAGCGGCCCCGGAACCCUCACGAGGCCCUCAUCAGUGGCUGGCUCUUCUUCCGAUAUCUGGCUAUUGGAGUGUACGUCGGCCUGGCCACAGUGGCUGCCGCCACCUGGUGGUUCCUGUAUGAUGCCGAGGGACCUCAGGUCACCUUCUACCAGCUGAGGAAUUUCCUGAAGUGCUCCGAGGACAACCCGCUCUUUGCCGGCACUGACUGCGAGGUCUUUGAGUCACGCUUCCCCACGACCAUGGCCUUGUCUGUACUGGUGACCAUUGAAAUGUGCAACGCCCUUAACAGCAUCUCGGAGAACCAAUCGCUGCUGCGGAUGCCUCCCUGGCUGAACCCCUGGCUUCUGGCGGCCGUGGCCAUGUCCAUGGCCCUGCAUUUCCUCAUCCUGCUUGUUCCGCCCCUGCCCCUCAUCUUCCAAGUGACCCCGCUGAGUGGGCGCCAGUGGGUGGUGGUGCUCCAGAUCUCCCUGCCUGUCAUCCUGCUUGAUGAGGCCCUCAAGUACCUGUCCCGGAAGCACAUGGAUGAAGAAAAGGGCCAGAAGUGAGUGUCGGGAGCAGAGUGGAGUCUCCAUGUACCUCAGAGUGACGGUGCCCAAGCAUGCCCCCACCCCUGCCCCACCUCCACGCUCGCCCGCUUACUCACUGGGCCCGGCCACUGUCCGAAGGGCCAUCCCCAGGCCCCCUCCCAGUGUCCCUGUCCCCACUCGCAUCGCCUGGGAGCUCUGUGAUUCAUGUCUCUGGGGCUUUCCUGGAAAGUUCGUCCCUGAAGCUCUGGCCCAGGAGCUGCAGCCCGGGAGGGGCCUGCCCAGAAGCCCGAGCUGGCGGCAGAACCAGCGAUGCGGAGCCCCCACCCCCAAAGCCACAGGCACAUUCUGGAGCCUGCCACCCUGUGCUCAGCAGCUGGACAUUUACUUGCUGACCUGCCUUUCUGCACUGACGGAGGACUCCCGGGACCCGCUCAGACCUCUCUCUCGGUGCCUGGUCUGGGGCCUGGUCAACGGGGUGAGGAGGGGACAUCUGGGCCCAGCUGUGCACAGCAAGGGCAGACAGCCCCCUCCACUCUGCCUCCACAAAGCUGGCUCCUGAGGGCUUGAGCCUGCUUCUGUUUAUAUGUGUGGGGCCUGUUUCUGUUUAUAUGUCAGAGAGAGGGACACAAGAAUGGGGGGUGAGGGCUGAGCAAGGACCCCCUCCCCUGGGAGCCAGCCAGCCUGCCUGCCUGAGCUCAGCGCACUCCCAGACCCAGGUUUCCCUGUCCAAGCAAACGAGAUGUGCCAGCUCUGUGCUGUGAUGCCCGCUCUGCCAAGCCGAGGACGGAUUUGCCUCCGUGUCCCUGGCACCUGAGCCCCGAGACGUCCUUGGGACCCUGAACACUGUGCCCUACAGCCCACCCGGUGCACUGCCAUCUCGAGGUCUGCACAGCUGGGUGGUUCUGGGUCCUCUGGACUCUUGGCCUUGCUCUUUGCCCCUCGCCCCACUCAUCCAUGAGCUGAAAGGGUGUCACUAAGCAUGGUUAGUUACCCAGGGCACUUCCUCUCCCUCCCUCCUUGCUGGAGGAACGCAUGUGCUUGUGGAUCAUGUCCAUUGAUAGGAAAAGAGCCUGGAGGGACAGAAAUGUUGUCUUAACUCAGCUUUUCCCCUUUGGCAAAAAUUAGCUAGGCGCAGAAGAAGGCAGUGAGGAAAUGGCUGCAUCCUCGCCCCUCCUGGAGAGCAUACAGUGGUGGUUUUAUAUGUAAAUCAAGACUCACAUCCCUGCCCUGGCCCCCAGAAUCAAGAGCCCCCUCAGCCUGCCUUACAGACAGAUGGGCUCCCCGUUCUGUGGGGCUCACCCGCUGCCCCCAGAGAUUCUCCUUGUCUUUCCUGCUGGGGGCAGGGGGAUCUGAGGAGGGCAGGGCCCGUACCCACCUGCGGACAUGCUGUUGGGCAGAGAAAUAAAGGUUGAGUGUCUAGGGCAA